GGUUCUCGCCGAGGGUUAAUUAAUCUGAUUCUCCCAAAUUUCUAAUUGCCAAAAAAAAAAUAAUCGACAGCCACAAAAAUCUAUUGCAAUUCACCGCGACAAUUUAUCAUUCGCGUUCUAGUUCCGUUGACCAGGAUCGACUGAAAAUUUUUUUUUUUUUGUCGAGUUCUGGUGAAACUCCGGGUGAAAAAGCCGGUGAAAAAACGCGGACUGUGGGCUCGGUCUGUAUUAUUUUCGCUUUCGCGAGUAAUUUAUCGCGUGUGUCGGUGUGAUUUGCCGGGAUUUUCCACGGAUUUUUGGUGAUCGUUGGGAUUUUCACGGGAUUGGGAGGAACUCGGCUAGUUCUCGGGGUGGAGUUCAGUCAGGAACGUCAGGAAUUUUGGAAUUUUUUGGACAGAGCUAACUACCCGCCAAAAAAUGCAGAAGAUGAACUACAUGGAGGUGACUCUCCCGAACUAUUCAUAUGUCUUCAAUUUUGAGGAGAAGUUUAUUCAUCAAGACACACGAGACUGGAUGACGAAUAACUGGACAAAUGUGUUCUAUUAUGCUGGGAUAUAUAUGAUUCUCAUAUUUGGCGGUCAAUACUGGAUGACCAGCAGGCCCAGAUUUGAAUUGAGGGGUUUACUUACACUUUGGAACAGUGGACUCGCCAUUUUCUCGAUAAUAGGAUUCGCUAGAACAGCACCUGAGCUCAUUCAUAUAUUAAGAAAUCAUGGAUUGUAUCACAGUGUGUGCAUACCGAGCUUCAUCGAGAUGGACAGGGUUUCUGGGUUCUGGACCUGGAUGUUCGUUCUGUCGAAGCUACCAGAGCUGGGUGACACUCUGUUCAUCGUGCUGAGGAAGCAACCCCUGAUAUUCCUCCACUGGUACCACCACAUAACAGUUUUACUGUACUCAUGGUUCUCUUACACAGAGUACACGUCGUCAGCUCGAUGGUUCGUCGUGAUGAAUUACUUCGUACACUCGAUAAUGUAUUCUUACUACGCCCUCAAGGCCAUGAGAUACUCACCACCAAAGUCAAUAGCAAUGGUGAUAACGACACUCCAACUAACGCAGAUGAUGGUGGGAUGUGCUAUCAAUGUCUGGGCCUAUCAGUAUCUCACUAGUGGACAGAGCAACUGCUGUAUCUCCAGGUUCAACAUUCACUUCAGUCUCAUAAUGUACUUCAGUUAUUUCGUUCUAUUUGCGAGAUUCUUCCACAAGGCGUAUAUUGGAGGUAAGAAGGACAAGAAGAUAUAUAAGCACGAGAACAAUGGACACAUCAACGAGGAGUACAGCAAUGGAAAGCUCAAGAGCAACUGAACAUGAUGGAGAUAUUAUUGCGAGAGACAGGUCAGGGUGAUGGAGAAUCGUGAAUAUCUUGGGAUUUACGAGAGGUAGCGAAAUUUUGGUAGAAUUCGUUUUUGUGGGGAAUUUUGUCGGCUGCAGAAAUGGUUUUAUCAGUUUUUUCACUAACUCUCAUGGAUCACGAGAUAUUCGCUGAAAUCUUGGGGUUUGAUUUGGGGAGCACUUGAUUCACCGGACUCUGGGAUUUUUGGUGAAUAUAGUGAAUAUUUCAGGAUCUAUGGGAUACAGUGAAAUUUUGGUGAGAAUUGUUUUUGUGGGUAAUUUCAUCAGCUGCAAAAAAGGUCAUAUCUAUUAUUUUUCUGGCUCUCGUGGAUAACGAGAUAUUCUCGAAAAACCGUUGAGUGUUAUUAGGGGACACUCCGGACUGAGUGGAUUAGGUGGUCUCUCUGGUUUUUAGUGAAUAUCUCUGGAUCUCGGGGAAAUGGUGAGAAUUUUGUAGAGGAUGUUUUUGUGGGUUAUUGUUCUAGCUACAAAAAAGGUAGAGUGAUAAUUUUGGUAGCUUCGAUGGGUCAUGAGGUAUAUGAUUUUAUCGGGGGAUAGGUCGGGAGUAAAUUAUUCAGGGAUUGAUUUUCAAGGAAAAUGGACCAAAGAGGGAGGGAAUUGUGGUCCGAAUUAUUUAUGCACAGCACAUGUUUUAUUUGUUUAAUUGGAGCACAAAUUUUUGUUUUUCAACGAUUGAUGAUUUAUUCGGGGGUGAGGGGUGGGUAGAUUAGAAUAUAUUUUAAGAUCACAGUGGAGGGGAAAUACCGUAAUAUUUUCUAUGGGCCCGUUUGGUGUUUGGAUCCGGUGUAGUGGGUUCUGUCGGACGCGUGACCCACAUUCUGCUUGACACUGGAGAGAUCUCACGGAAUGAGAGGUCUAUUGGCACUCGGUAUUUUUUUUAUUUCAUGCGCAAUUUCGAGAGGUCAACGGAGAUAUCAUGUAAAUGAAGAUAUAUUUUUCUCGGAAAUUUAUCUCACCAACCGCUCAGUUUAGAGAUAAAUGCCGGAAAAGUUUUUUGCGGGAAAUUUAAUAAUCUACCAAAAAUCUCUUAUGACUUUUUAUACUCUUGUCAAUCGUCUUCGAAAUACACGCACAAUUUGAAAUUGAAACAUCCAUGUUUAUUAGAAAAAUCGAAUCAGAAGUAGAAAGCGAACAGCCAAUUAUCUUGAUAGCGAGUGGUUUUAGGAGAAAAUGGUAGAUAAAUUUUUGGUGGAUAAUUCGAUUGUCUACCAAAAAGGUCGAAUGAAGUUUCGGCUGGGAGCGAUGAGUACCGAGAUAAUUGGAAAAAUUGGAGAAAUGGAGGGGGUGGUAAUGAGGGGAUUUUUUGGGAUUUUUCGGGUGGAUGGGAGAUUAUCUCGGGAAUGAGGGGUUUUAGCGAAAAAUGUUGUGGGACUUUUCUCAGGGGAAUUUAAUUCUCUAGAAAAAGUUUCUCAUGACUUUUCCUCGUAAAACCACUCCGUUCCCGGAUACAUGAGUAAUUCACAAAUAUUGACUACUCAGCUGAUGGGAGAUUGUCACGAAACGACGUCUCUUCAACUCUAAAUCUCGAAAUAUCAUCAGAUAAAAAUUACUCAAUUAUUUUUUCCCGUUCCAAAGUUAUCCUCGAGCGUCAAAAUGAAACGGGAUUCGUUCGAAUUGUGUCGGUAGAUAUCGGAGAAACUCCUCACUACGAUUUACUAUUCGAUAUUUUCCCUUUUCUUUACGAGUUUCCGCUCAUCUGCAUACUUCACCAGUGUAAAUCAAUCUCGAAGCGUUUGUUACAUGAAUCAUUGAUAGGAUAAACAGCAAAAAAUUACACGGAGUGAAUAAAUCACACUUCAACAAAAAAACCUAAGAAAAUGAUUUAAACAUUGAAGAAAAUGCAGAGUGAAGACGAGUUUUUGUCAGAUAUCUUCAAACCCGCAGGAGAUGACGAAAUUUUUAUCAAACCCAUUUUUGGAGCUUAGGAAAUUCUCUACAAAAAAGGUUUAGGAGAAAUUCCUCUAGCUCCUCCAAAUAACUAGAUAAAUCAAAAGUACGUAAUGGGAUCGUUUCGUCAGUGAAAACUUCAAAACAACUAUCCCGAUGGAUUUUGAAACCAAGUGUAAAGUUCAUAGACGUCAAAUCCUCAUUUGCAUAAUAGUCUCAGGCGAGACAAACGCGACUAUUAGAUAAUCGAAUGGCGGAUGUAAUUUUUUUAUUGUGUCCGGAUAUUCGAAAAACGAUUUUCCUGAUUCGCGAUAAAUUCGAAUUAAUUUAAUGACGACCUCAAAAGGUCGGGUUGACAGUGGGUCACGCGUCGUCAUCUGUGCGAUCAGGAAAUAUUCCACUGAUGCAUCAAUUAUUUACAAUGCCAAUUAAUUAUUUAACAGAAAGAUUAAAAAAUAUUAAUGAGACUUUUCACGAUUGUGUGGAUUGUACAGGUCAUGAGAAAUGCGAUUGUUAUUUACUAUGUAAAUGACUGGUGCUUGUCCGACAAUUGCGCAACAAUGAUGGUAAUUAGAUGAGAUAUGAGUUUUUUGUCGAGCAGUGAUUUUGUACAUUUUUUGGUCAAUUAAAAAAAAAUAGUUUCAUCCCAGAGUGAAGGGGAGACUUUUUUUUUGAAAUAUUGAACGAAAAUUGAAAUAUCUGGAAAUCUAUCGGAGAUUGGAGAUCUCUUGUAGGAGCUUAUUUGUGGAGAAUUUUAUCAGCUACAAAAAGCUUCCAACAAAAAUUUCGCUGUCUCCUCAAGAUAACGAGAUAUCUCCGAAAAACUCAUGUACCUCCCAAAUCGCACGAAAUACGAUGGAGCCAUUUUACUCCGUGAUUUUUCGAGAAUACCUCCGAAUCCUCAGGAGAUAGCAAAAACUCGUGAGGACCUUUCUCGUAGAUAAUUUCCUCAGCUACAAAAAAUGUCCAACAAAAAAUCCGCUAGCUCCUGUAGAUUCGGAGAUAUACCCCAAAAGCCUCAAAUGUAAAAAAAUACGAACAGUGUAAAAACGUUGAGAAAAAAUAACAACCAGUUUUACUGUAAUCACAUGCUUUCUCGAUAGAUAAGUUUUCAAUUGUAAGUGUGUGUGUGCGUGAACGUGUGUAUUAUAUAAGUAAUCAAUUUUCACGUGAAUUGGUGGGUCCGUAUCGAACAAGAUGAUUAAAUGGGCUUAUUUUUCCCUGGAGAGAGAAAAUUGUAAAAAUAAAAAUUGUCAUAAAUCGGACAGUACGUGACACUUGCUCCUCAGAAUUUUUUUUCUGGGUCAUUGCCAAUUGCUGAGGUCAGCCCGGGGCGCCGGAGACUACUCGGAGGAUAAUUUUUUAGUCAUGGAGGCUUUUGUUUGUUUUUUUUAGAAAUUUCCGAAAAUAAUAACAAUCGGUAUGGGCAUACGUUUUGGGCGUACAAAGCGCGCAGGACGUGCUUUAAAAUCGAUAAGUACUCUCUCAAAGCGCGUAUACCCCUUCAUCUUGGCCAAUUUACUUUCUCUAAUCAUCUAGAUUCUCCAAUUUUGUUUAUUUUCGUUGAUAAUUCGGUAAUGGAGUCGUGUCGGGAAUUUUUAAUGGUGAUUUUUUGUGGUUGUACCGACCGGAGAGCGUCUAAGAGGCAGUUCACGUGGACAUUUUUUGUGGGGAAUUUAAUUCUCUACAAAAAAUGUCAUAUCUAUUUUUAUCGUAAACCCAACGGAUUUCGGGAUAUUUCGAAAAUUUACAGAGAAAAAUUGAAUGUCAAAAUUCAACUGUUCAAUUUUUUGAAUUAAACAAAUGGAAAUAUCUCCGGAGCGACACAUUUCGCCGAAAAAUAUCAUUAGAAUUUUUUGUCGGAAAUUUGAUUUUCCAUAAAAAGUUUCUAAUACGUUUUAUUCUAAAACCGCUCGUUCCCGAGAAAAAUCAAGAGAAUGUCGAAAACCGAAUUUCUCAAAUGCUCAAGAACUGAAUAAAAAGCCUCGAACAUCACGAAGAGUUAUUUAACAAAUUCAUUGUAAAAUCCACGACACGACUCGGGAGCUCCACAAAAUCGAAAAGAAAAAUUAUUUUCAAUAUUUUUAACGACUUAAGUACUCCAAGCGCAUCUGGAAUGUGUCAAAUUUUUGUAAUACAUUAUAAUUAUGUAAAAAACAACAUGAGAAAGAAGCUUUAUUAUACCAUGUGAAGGA
Messenger RNA from Fopius arisanus, 5432 nucleotides. It is a transcript of the gene Baldspot, whose product is annotated as elongation of very long chain fatty acids protein baldspot. Lineage: Eukaryota; Metazoa; Arthropoda; Insecta; Hymenoptera; Braconidae. Gene Ontology annotation, cellular component: endoplasmic reticulum membrane. Bases 418 to 1302 code for a protein of 294 amino acids. Gene Ontology annotation, biological process: sphingolipid biosynthetic process; very long-chain fatty acid biosynthetic process; fatty acid elongation, polyunsaturated fatty acid. The record is from RefSeq and is a predicted model, not a curated record. Gene Ontology annotation, molecular function: fatty acid elongase activity. The transcript is spliced from 3 exons.